AUGUUCAAGCGCCUCGUCACCGUUGCUCCCCGCGUCGGGUCUGUCGCAACUCGCAGCGCCUUUUCUCCCCUCACCGGCCUGCAGUCCGCUCAACCCGCCAUCCGCACUGCUGCUCCUGCCCCCGCUCAACAGCGCAGAGGAUACCACGAGAAGGUCCUAGACCACUACAACAACCCCCGAAAUGUCGGCUCCAUGCAGAAGGGUGACCAGGAUGUCGGCACUGGUCUCGUUGGUGCGCCCGCUUGUGGCGAUGUCAUGAAGUUGCAGAUUCGCGUGAACAAGGAUUCCGGCCGUAUCGACGAUGUCGUCUUCAAGACUUUCGGUUGUGGCAGUGCUAUCGCUUCUUCCAGCUAUCUUACCGAGCUCGUCCGCGGUAUGACCCUCGAUGAGGCUGGCAAGAUCAAGAACACCGAUGUGGCGAAGGAGUUGUGUCUGCCUCCUGUCAAGCUGCACUGCUCCAUGCUUGCUGAGGAUGCUAUCAAGAGUGCUAUUGCAAACUACUACACCAAGAACCCCAACACCCGUACUACCGAUCUGUCCGGGACAGGCGGUGUCAUUCCUGACGCUAAGACUGAGACUGCUGCUGCCGUUUAA
This is a messenger RNA of Penicillium coprophilum, 594 nucleotides long. Its product is annotated as iron-sulfur cluster assembly scaffold protein. The record is from RefSeq and is a predicted model, not a curated record. Gene Ontology annotation, biological process: intracellular iron ion homeostasis; iron-sulfur cluster assembly. Lineage: Eukaryota; Fungi; Ascomycota; Eurotiomycetes; Eurotiales; Aspergillaceae. Gene Ontology annotation, molecular function: ferrous iron binding; 2 iron, 2 sulfur cluster binding. Gene Ontology annotation, cellular component: cytoplasm; mitochondrial matrix. The transcript is spliced from 2 exons. The coding region runs from base 1 to 594 and encodes 197 amino acids.